Molecule: messenger RNA, 1203 nt
Organism: Populus nigra (black poplar)
Lineage: Eukaryota; Viridiplantae; Streptophyta; Magnoliopsida; Malpighiales; Salicaceae
Exons: 5
Coding region: 75-995 (306 amino acids)
Cellular component (GO): chloroplast
Source: RefSeq, a predicted model, not a curated record
AGAAAAACAAAAGAACAGGCUCCAUAUUUAAUUCAAACCAACACCACAUGCACUAGAAAACAGAAUGGAAAGAGAUGAAUGCUUCUGUUUCCUCUGCUCUUGCUGCCUCCUCAACUACUUCCCUUGCCACUCCUGGUAGCUUUCACCGCCAAUGCUGCCGAAGUAGUAAUCGUUUUAUCUUCACCUGCAGGCCUUUUACAUCCUCUCUUCGCCACCCCUUUAUACUGAGAGUAAGAAAUGAUUCUAGUAGGACUGAACUGUCUCCAGCUGAGCCAGCCAAUGAAAGUUCUGAAGCUGAUAGGAUAGUUAAUGGAAUGGACUUUGGUGAGCUUUGCAAUGAGUUCGAGUGCAUUAGUAGCCCACUGGUGGAAUCGACAGCCAGACAGCUUGUACGUGAUAUCCUCCAACUACGUGAAGGCAAUCGUGCCCUUGGAACCUUCGCAGUUUCUGUCAAAUAUAAGGAUCCAGUCAGAAGUUUUACUGGUCGUGAGAAAUACAAGAGACCACUCUGGGCAACUGGUGCUCUAGAUAACCCUUCUGUGACUGUACAAGAAAUGAUAAUGCUGUCAACAAGUAUCCUGAGUAUCAAGUGGACAAUAACAGGAAAGCCCAAAUCUUUUAUUGCUGGUGUGGGGGGAGAUUUGAUAGUUAAAGUGCAUUCCAAAUUCACUUUAAACCAGAUCAGUGGCCAAGUGAUUGAGCACGAAGAGUUCUGGGAUUUGUCAGCCUCUUCAGUUAUUGGUCAGGCUUUUUUCUGGACUUCUCGUAGAUUAUUUGCUACAAUUGAAAAUGGAAAGGAUUUAUCUGAUCUUGUGAAAAGCUUGACAAACCGUCCGUCGUCCAAAAAAGAGAACAUGGAGAUAUAUCCUGACCCUUCUGGUGAUCCAACAAAGUUCUUUCAAAGGGAUGACAGCUUCCAAAGAGAUGCAUACCAGAUUGCGCUAUUUCUGGCAGUCCUAUAUUUUGUGGUACAGUUCUUGAGGACAACCUUGUAAGACCUGCCUCGCCUACGUUCCUCUAUUAAUCGUUGUCGAUCAAACCUGUGUUGUAUAGUGUGCCAAUCUGCCAAUGAUUAUUGCCUUAUAACCACAUAGAAAGUUAUGUCCCCCACCUUGGGUGCCUAAAUGUUUUUUGUUCCUUCAGUUCUGUUCCAAGAUACCUGCAGCUUGUCUUUAAUAUAUAUUGUAUUUAUUUUACACUCAA